Columba livia (rock pigeon) is the source of this 1871-nucleotide messenger RNA. It is a transcript of the gene SCCPDH, whose product is annotated as saccharopine dehydrogenase (putative). Gene Ontology annotation, biological process: glycolipid biosynthetic process. The record is from RefSeq and is a predicted model, not a curated record. Lineage: Eukaryota; Metazoa; Chordata; Aves; Columbiformes; Columbidae. The transcript is spliced from 12 exons. Gene Ontology annotation, cellular component: mitochondrion; plasma membrane; lipid droplet. Bases 60 to 1364 code for a protein of 434 amino acids.
CGUGUCCGCGCGGUUGCGCCGCUGCCUGGCGCUGCGCGGGUGCGGCGGCUCCUCUCGCCAUGGCGGCCGGCGGCGAUGGGGCGGGCGAGCGGCCCUACGAGCUGGUGGUGUUCGGGGCCUCGGGCUUCACCGGACAGUUCGUGGUAGAGGAGGUGGCGCGGGCGGCGAGCAGCGGGGAGCUGCGCGGGGCCCUGCGCUGGGCCGUGGCCGGGCGGAGCCGGGAGAAGCUCCAGGCGGUGGUGCAGCGCGCGGCCGAGAGCCUGGGCAAGGCGGCGCUCGGGGCGGAGGUCGGCGUGCUGCUGUGCGAUGUGGGCGACGCGGCCUCGCUGGCCGCCAUGGCGAGGCAGACGCGGCUGGUGCUCAACUGCGUGGGGCCGUAUAGAUUCUUUGGAGAGCCUGUAGUAGAAGCUUGUGUUGAAAAUGGUGCAAGCUGCAUUGACAUCAGUGGAGAACCCCAGUUUCUGGAAGGAAUGUACCUGAAAUACAACAAAAAGGCUGCAGAAAAGGGAGUAUACAUCGUUGGAAGCUGUGGCUUUGACUCUAUACCAGCUGAUAUGGGAGUACUCUACACCAGAGACAAGUUGAAAGGUACGUUAACUGCUGUUGAAAGUUUCCUGAAGGUGAAAUCUGGGCCUGAGGGUACUUGUGUACAUGACGGGACCUGGAAGUCAGCUGUUUAUGGCCUUGCGGAUCAAGACAACCUGAGGAAGCUUCGAAAAAAGAUAGGAUAUGCCCCUGUUCCGGUAGUUGGUGCAAAACUUAAAAGAAGAGGUCUUGUAUUUUUCAAUCAGGAAUUCAAAGAGUACUGCAUUCCAUUCAUGGGAUCUGAUGCUUCUGUGGUGAAACGGUCUCAGCGUUAUUUGCACACAGAGUUGCAGGAAACACCUGUGCAGUAUGGUGCUUAUGUGAACAUAGGUGGUCUUGGCUCUGUUAUCAAGCUGAUGUUUGCUGGCAUUUUAUUUCUUCUUCUUGUGAAGUUUAGCUUUGGAAGAAAACUUCUGGUAAAAUACCCAGAAUUUUUCUCUGCUGGACAUUUCACAAAGGACGGACCAACCCAGAAACAGAUGGAUGGAACCUCUUUCACAAUGACUUUUUUUGGCGAGGGUUACAGUGAGGGCCAAGAUCCCCAGAAUGGAAAACCAAAUGUAAAGAUCUGCACCGAAGUCAAGGGGCCAGAACCUGGCUAUGUUGCUACACCAAUUGCAAUGGUUCAAGCAGCUGUAUCUCUUCUGGAGGAUACAGCUUGUCUGCCUAAGCAAGGUGGUGUAUAUUCUCCAGGAGCGGCCUUCUCCAAAACAAAACUGAUUGAUCGCCUCAACAAACGUGGUGUGGAGUUCUCUGUUAUUAGCAAGCCUGAAGUCUGAAGUCAGGACAUGACUAUAUGAACUAACACCUUCCCUGGGUCUAACUCCAAUAAAACUUAUUUGGCUGUAAAAGCCUAAUCAUAAAAUAGUUUCACUGUGGUAUUCUUUACAGAGAAACAGAAGAAAAAUUGAGUUAAAAUACUAUUUGCUAUAGUGAGCAAACCCGUAAAGGGUAUUGAGUAUUAAUUAACAAGUAUGUUAAAUCUGUGACUUACUGCGUACUAGUUCUAGGAUUUUGUUUAAUCUCUUACAUUAACUUUUCAGUUACUACUUAGUGGAACCACUAUGGCACCUGCUUCACAAUUAACCACAGCUGUCUCACUUUGCCCCAUUUCCCAACUACUAAAAGCAGGCAGGCCUUGGAUAACAAGUGCCUUAGCAGCCGAAACCAUUAGUUACUCCCCAUGCCUGUUGGGGAUUGGCGCUAUUACUUUGUGGUGUUCUUACAUUUAAAGCCUUGAUGCCCAUAAUGAAAUAAAAGAGGAGGAGUUGUUUCUCAGAGUUUAA